AUGUCUGCGGUGAAUCUAUCACAGAAGUCUAUAAUAUUCGUCACUGGUGCUUCUAGAGGUAUUGGCCAGACAAUAUCAAUUGAGCUAUCUAGAAAGUUGGAUCAGAGUUCCGUACUCGUGUUACUUGCUCGAUCUAAGAAAGGACUAGAGGAAACCAAAGCCCAAAUUUUAGAAGUUGACAAAUCUCUAACAGUUCAGACUUAUGUCACAGAUCUCUCAAAACCUGACAAUGAAGUUUUCACUAAACUAUUUCAAGAAAUUCUGAACUCUGUUGAUACAAAAGAUAUUCGAUUAGGUAUGAUCGUCCACAAUGCAGGACUCACCGGUACAGUUAAACGUACUACUGACUUGACAGAUUUAGUAACGUGGCGUGAACAAUUUGAUCUUAAUCUAUUUUCUGCAGUUAUGUUGAAUAGCUUGUUUAUCAAGCAUAUUAGACCUAUCGCACCGCAACUGGUGGUAGUUAAUAUAACUUCCCUUUGUGGCCGCGCCCCUUUUGCAAAUCUAGCCAUGUAUGGAUCAGGAAAAGCUGCUAGAGAAAUAUUCUUCAAAGUAUUGGCUUUAGAGGAGCCCCAUAUUGUGGUAUGUAAUUACUCUCCAGGCCCUGUUGACACAGACAUGUUCAAUAAUAUUAUUGAAACUGCACAAUCUGAAGAGGUUCAGAAAGAAUUCAAACAGGUUAAAGAAACAGCAGUAUUGACUCCCUUUCAGACAGUUAGUAAACUAUUGGAACUGUUAGAGAAAGGAGACUUCAAAUCUGGUGACACUAUUGAUUACUUUGAUAAAUAA
This is a messenger RNA of Phaedon cochleariae (mustard beetle), 789 nucleotides long. Lineage: Eukaryota; Metazoa; Arthropoda; Insecta; Coleoptera; Chrysomelidae. The record is from the annotation of a GenBank genome assembly.